Paramecium tetraurelia is the source of this 1512-nucleotide messenger RNA. RefSeq lists its product as uncharacterized. The transcript is spliced from 3 exons. Gene Ontology annotation, molecular function: protein binding. Lineage: Eukaryota; Ciliophora; Oligohymenophorea; Peniculida; Parameciidae. The record is from RefSeq and is a predicted model, not a curated record.
AUGAAUAACAUUGAUUUUUUGAUCAAAUAACAGACCAUUUACACAUCAAAGCAAAAGGAAUUUUUCAAAAAAAAAAAGCUUCAAGUUGAAAUUGAUGACUUGCCUUAAUGCUAAGUUUAAGUAGUAACUUCUCCUAAUUAAUCAACUAAAUAUAUUUUGUAAUUGCAGGAAGCUGAUAUAAAAUAAAUCACCAAGUCUUUACAAAAUCAAUAUAUGAUUGAAAUUUUGGAAUUAAAAGAAUGUCGUUUAAAAACUGUGCCAGAUGAAAUUUUUAAGAUGUAAAAGUUAAGAGUUUUGAAAUUGGAAGGAAAUUUUAUAAAAGUAGCUCCUGUAAUAGAUGUGGAAGUUUUAUCUUUAAAGAAUAAUCUUUUAUUACAUUAUAAGGCAGGGGAAAAUGUAAAAGUCCUGGAUCUUUCUUAAAACAAAUUACAAGAAUUCAAUUUUGGGCAUUAAUUAGAAGAAUUAUAUAUUUUUGCAAAUGAAUUCACGAUUUUACCUCAGUUGCCUAAAAGCAUAAAAAAGUUGGAAUUAGAUUGGUUUAAGUAUACUGAACCACCUCUAACCUAGAUUUAAACUUAACCUUACAUAAAUUUAUUAACAAACCAAUCAGUUAAUUGUAUUGACUUUCUAAAAAUGUUUAGUAAGAAGUAGUUGUAAAAUAAAAUUAUCGAAGCAUCAUUAGCAUAGGAUCUGGGGGUUUUGAGCAGCUUGGCAGCAAUUAUGGAUAUUAAUAUUUUAAACGAAAAUGGAGAUACAGCGCUAAGUUUAUCUUUAAAAACAGACAAUUUGUUUUCCGUUAGACAUCUUAUAGAAUUAGGAGCCUAGUUAGAAUUAGGAAGCUAUGCUUAAGGAAAUAUUCUUUCUUUCGCAUUAGAAAAUAAUCUGCCUACAAUUAUUAAUCUAAUCUAUCCAAAAUUGAAUUCCUCCUUAUUCACUUAGGAUGUGUACGGAAAUUCUCCUCUGCAUUAUUUAAAUAAAUGCGAUUAUGACGACAUCAAUGCAAAAAUCAUUAUGAAGGCAAAAUAGUUAAAUAUUUAAAUGAACUUUAAUAUUUAUGGCUAAUCGCCUAUUCACUUAGCCAUAUAAAAAUCUAAGAAUUGGUUGCUAUCUAAUAUGCUAAAACAUUAUAGGAUUGAAGCAGAUGAUUUAUUUAUGAUGGCAGCUAGAUAUGAUAACUUGGGUGCAGUAAUGCUUUUAAUUAACAAUAAUUAUCCUGUUGAGGAAUUCUCAAAAAUUGCAAUUUGUAGAAAUCUCAAAAUAUACAGAGUCCUUAAAAGUUAUGAAAAUUAUAAUAUCCAAAAAUAAUUAAAAAAAUAGAUGGAUUCUAAAAAUAAUUUCAAUUAUGAAGUAAAAUUGAUUCACAAGAAAGAUAUGCAAUCUAGUAAUUUUCUGAGACAAAAAAAAGUUUAAGAAGACAAUAAUAUUGAUGAGAAUCAAUCUCAAUCAUAAAAAUCAUAAAAUUAUAUAAAAUUAUUGAGACAUUGUUAACGAAAUAGUAGAAAAAUUAUUUGA